AUGAAAAUACUUCUUACAAUCUUUUUCCUCGGAUCAAUUUUGGCCUUCCCAAGUCGAUACGCUCAAUCCAACCGGGAUCUUCGAUUUCAGUUCGAAGAGCCGGAUCUUUUCGACAAUGGCCGAUGGACUGAAUACGACAUUCGUUCGGACUUCCCUGAGUCUGCUGAUUUCCUCAGCAACCACGUGGUUCGAACAUACCAUCCAGAUCAUCCCAUUGUAUUUGACGUUAACAAAUACAAUCGACUCAUUCGAAGGCUAAACGCCGAAAAACAGCUUCGACGAAACCUCGAUCUCCGCUAA
Messenger RNA from Oikopleura dioica, 300 nucleotides. NCBI's taxonomy places the organism in Eukaryota, Metazoa, Chordata, Appendicularia, Copelata, Oikopleuridae. The record is from the annotation of a GenBank genome assembly.